Leptopilina heterotoma is the source of this 577-nucleotide messenger RNA. RefSeq names its product protein psiQ-like. The transcript is spliced from 7 exons. The record is from RefSeq and is a predicted model, not a curated record. Bases 36 to 554 code for a protein of 172 amino acids. NCBI's taxonomy places the organism in Eukaryota, Metazoa, Arthropoda, Insecta, Hymenoptera, Figitidae.
UCUAAAGAGAAAAACAGAAGUGCCGAUAAGAAAAGAUGAAAUAUUCUAUUCUAUUCUUUUGUGCUGGACUUUGCGUCUUAGCCGUUAAUGGUCAACUAUGUAUGAACGUAAAUAGAGAGUGUCGCAACAGUGCAGAAUGCUGUGUGAAUCUUGUAUGCAAUAACGAAAAGUGUGUAAGAAGUGCCCCUCCAAAUUGUCGGCAAAUGGGAGAACAAUGUUUAGAGAACCGUAAUUGCUGUAUGAAUUUAAGAUGCCACGAGAGAGACCGUGUUUGUGAGAGACGACGAGACGACUGUCGAAGAGAAAAUCAAGAAUGUGCCGCCGAUGGAGAAUGUUGCGAUAGUCUUCGAUGUAGUAGAGAAAGAUGUACAGAUUGUCAAGGAGAGGGAGACGAUUGCAGAAAUAGAAAUUGCUGUAGUGGUUUAAGAUGCCAAAAUGAACGUUGCAAUCGUGAAAAUUGUCGCAAUAUUGGACAAAGAUGUUCAGAGAACAGUCAAUGCUGUUUCUUAUUAAGAUGCGAUCGUCGCCAGGGUACAUGUCAAUUAAAUAUUUAAUAAAAUUUUAAAUCAAACCUAAU